AUGGACGCGGCAGGAUUCCACCCGGCCCAGGCGCCGCACCCCUCCGCCCCGCUAGCUGGAGCCCUCGCCCCCUGCGCUGCCGAUUUCUCCUUCGUCCCGGCAGUCGUUUCUUCUGCCUCCUACGUCCAGCCCGCCGUCCAAGAAGACGACGGGGAAGGCCCCCGCUGGCGCCCCUGCGACGUCCGCGACGGCCGCGUGCUCCUCGAUUGGAUCUCCUUCUACCCCCGUUCCGUCCACAUGUGGAGCUACCGCGAAGGCUGUGCCCGCCGUGAGGUAAGCAUCCUCAUGGACUCCAGGGAGCCCGUUAACCUCAACAUCUGUGCCCGCCCGACGUGGACCAAACGGGAGCGCUGCAACGCUGCCGACUUCCACCUCGCCGUCUAUGACCCCCUGUCCAUCAGAUACGUGCUGCUUCCAACCAUACCCGAGGACCUCGCCUCCCAGCCACAGGAUCUCCUUCAGGAAUUCCAGCCUGUGCUUGCUCCCUGCACCGGCGACGACAGCGAGGAAGUGCCCUUCAAGGUGAUAUGCAUAGCAAGAUACCAAACGAAGCUCGUCCUCUUUGUAUUCCCAUCCACAGCUAGGCAAUGGUCUAUGGUCGAGUCCCCCAUUUUCCCUUCUUUGGAGCACAUGUCUUGUUUGUACGACAUGUCCUCUUUUGACUAUGUGCGCGGCUCUUUCUACUGGACAGAUCGUCAUGAUUGGAGUGACCAUUUGAUGGUGCUGGACACGCUCACUUUGAGGUUUUCCACUGUUGACCUUCUCACCGGUUACCAUAUGGAGCUCAGAAGUCUGCCUGGCCAGAGCUUUGAUGAUCGUCGCCCAAAUGCUGUUGUUCUGGGCCGAGAAGGAGCCCUUGAGAUGUUUUCUCUUGUCUGUCAACACGGGGCAUUUGCUCUCUACCAUACCUCUCUGCAGAAUAAUUCACAGGAAUGGAAGCUAGAGAAGAUUAUACAGCUGCCUGGGCAGUAUCGUGACUAUUCCAUCUCCACAAUUGGUGCAGCCGAGGGAUUCUUGUUCUUCCGGGGCGCUCUAGGAGGUCUGGGCAGUAUUGAGAAUGUGGAUUGUUACUCAAUGGAGGUCAAGACAUAUGGAAUUACCAAAGUCUGUACAAAGACGGAGAAGUUCCUCAAUCGCAGAUCUGCUCUCCCAUACUUUAGCUUCCCACCACUGUUAUCGGAACCAACUAUCUGA
Triticum turgidum subsp. durum (durum wheat) is the source of this 1194-nucleotide messenger RNA. Lineage: Eukaryota; Viridiplantae; Streptophyta; Magnoliopsida; Poales; Poaceae. The record is from the annotation of a GenBank genome assembly.